This is a messenger RNA of Chrysoperla carnea, 4993 nucleotides long. It is a transcript of the gene Sec24AB, whose product is annotated as protein transport protein Sec24A. The record is from RefSeq and is a predicted model, not a curated record. Gene Ontology annotation, molecular function: zinc ion binding; SNARE binding. Gene Ontology annotation, biological process: endoplasmic reticulum to Golgi vesicle-mediated transport; intracellular protein transport; COPII-coated vesicle cargo loading. The transcript has 16 exons. Gene Ontology annotation, cellular component: endoplasmic reticulum exit site; COPII vesicle coat. Lineage: Eukaryota; Metazoa; Arthropoda; Insecta; Neuroptera; Chrysopidae. The coding region runs from base 183 to 4781 and encodes 1532 amino acids.
AGUUCGCAGCCACGUAAGUCAAAAAGUGUCAUUAGGUAUUAAAUUUUAAAGAGUUUUCAAAGGAAAGCUCACAAUAAUGUGUAUUUGGUAUAAAAAGAAUGUUUCAUGAUACAUUUAGUGUGAAUUAUAUAUACGAAGGAUUUAUAAAUUGUGUAAAAUUGUUGAAACAAAUCAUAUGAAAAAUGUCUGAAACACCGGUUUAUCCACAACAUUACAAUUUAGUGAAUGGAUUACCAUCCACGGGCAUGGCGUCCAGCGAUCACAAUAAACCUUAUGAUUAUUCACAACAAUUACAAAAAUCAAAACUACCACCAUCAAAUGGUAUUUCUACACCAUCCUCAUUAUCGUCCCGUGAUUCAUCACCGUUAUUAAGAAACCCAACAGAUUUUGGUAAUAUAUCAACACAAAUACCAGCAUCACAGUUGCCACCAUCAAUGCAAAAUCGAACAACACUUACAAAUAAUACUCCGCCGCCAUCCAUAAACACCACUGGUGCUAACAAAGGAAUGAAAAAUAUUUUAUUGGCACAACCAACGGAACCAAGUUCUCAGAAUAUUCUUUUAGCAUCAACACUAAAUGCAAAUACACCGUCGUUAAUCAAUUCACCACAAUUCGUGAAUCCUCAAGUGCAACUUUUUAAUUCAAAAUCAUCAAGUGCUUCGUUUAAUCCGACACCGAACACAACAGCUACAUCCAAUGUUCAAAGUUUAGAUCAACAAAAUUCUAUACUUACCAGUGGAGCAAGUGAAAUUAAAUUUCCACCAAGAAACACAAUUCAAAAUCCACCUGGACUUCAUUCAGUGCAAAAUAUACGAAAUCGAGAAUCCGGUGAAUCACAAACAUUUUCUCCAAUAAAUCUCGAAGAAUAUAAAUCUCAACCACUGUUAGCUGGUAGUGAAUCGCCCAAAAACGUUAAUGAUAGUCAAAAUAAAACUGAAAGACUUAAUCCUAUUACUAGUCAUAACAGUUCUCUAAUAUCAAGUUCAAAUGAAGGGAGUGCAAAUUACAUUACAACUCAAUCGGUUACAUCGCGUGCAAGCGAUCAACCAAAAACUAUGGAUUCGAAUCAACUAUUCAAUAUGGCUCCGUUAAAUAGCCAGAGCAAAGAUUUUGAUGUAAAAGAAAUAGUGCCAACUUCGCUACAACAAAAACCAAAUGCAAAUCAAGUUAUUAACAAAGGAAAAAUUGAAGUUAAUAAAACUUUACCUUCAAAUCAAUUUGAUAAUAUUUUAUUGAGUACGUCAUCACCAAUUGGAUCGAAAAAUAAUUCUGGUCCAAUUCCUACAACUAGUAAUGAAACACUACGAGGAGGGUUUCAAGGGUUUAAUACAUUUUCUAUGCCGCCAACUUCUGAAAAUAAAAUGAAUCCAUUAUUCUCACCACCUGUCAGUUCUCAAUCUCAAACACUAGAAAUUAAUCAGAAAAAUAUAAAAAUGAAUAUAUCACCACAAACAGUACCCCAAAAGUUUCAAUUAAAUCCAGCUCCAAUUGGACCUGUUAAUUAUGGUUCUUCAAGCCAACAGCCGAGUUUAAUUCAAGAAAAUAAAAUCUUAAAUCCAACUCUUCAACAACGCAAUUCACAAAAUGCAUCGCCUACUCCAAUGACGAAUCCAGUGUCUAUGAAUCAGCCGCAAUCAAAUUUGAUACAAUCAACUCUGACAAAUCAACAGCCUCAAAUUAAUAAAAUUAUAAAUACAUCUUCAAAAUUAGGACCACAACAAUUUCAAUUAAAUCCAAUUUCCACAAAUCGAAAUUCUCCAAAAUUGAUCGAAUCAUCUCAACCACAAAAACCUUCAGUUAAUAUUCCACCAAAUCAAAUUCCUUCAUCGAAUUCACAACCAUCGUCUAUUCAAAAUUUUUUCCCCAGUCAACCUAUUUAUUCUACAAAUCAAAUUCCUCCGAAAUUAGCAGAUCAAAAUGCAAAUCCACAAUUUGGAGGACCUGGACCAAUUAAUAAUUCCAAUGUUACACAACCUCAAAAUUUAUUAAAUAAUCAAAAUGUGCCUCCAUCAAACUAUAAUAUGUCACAUCCAUUAAAUCGUCCGAAUCCCACUCAAAAUAUACCCCAAAUGCCCCAAGACAGACCUAUAAACCCAAUGUAUCCUCCUCAAACUACAAAUUUGCAGAAUAAACAACAGAUUAGCAAUCAGAAUUCACCUUUAGCAAGGCGUUAUCCGAGUCAGCCAGCAUAUCAACAAUUUCCAACUCAACAACAACAAACAAUUAGUAAUCAACCGCAAAUGCAAUCCCAAUCGAAUAUUUUACCACCCAUGCAACAGAGGCCAAUUGGAGGUCCACAAUCUCCAAUGUUACAACCACCUUCUCAACCGCCCAUGGUUUCUCAACAACCGCCAAUGCCGCCAAAUCAAAAUUAUCCACAAUCACAUCAGCAAGGUUUUCAAAAUAUUGACUACAGACAACAAAGUGGUGUUCAAUCACCUAUCAACCAAUAUCAGCAGAAUAACUAUCAAAAUUUAAAUCAACAAUUUGGAAAUUUAAAUGUUACACAAACUGGUUUCAAUCGAUUAUGGGGUGGUGAAAAUUAUGAUUUGUUGCAAGUUAGAAAUGUUCUUCCAGCAGAAAAAAUUGAAGCCCCGCCAGUUCGAUUAAAACCUGAAACAUUAGAUGCUGCUAAUUGCCAUCCUGACAUAUUUCGAUGUACAAUGACAAAAAUUCCUGAAAAUAAUUCAUUACUAAACAAGUCUAGAUUGCCUUUAGGAGUUUUAAUUCACCCUUUCAGAGAUUUAAAUCAUUUACCAGUAAUACAAUGUAGCACAAUUGUUCGAUGCAGAGCCUGUAGAACAUACAUAAAUCCAUUUGUGUAUUUUGUUGAUUCAAAAAGAUGGAAAUGUAAUUUAUGUUAUCGUGUUAAUGAACUUCCAGAAGAAUUUCAAUAUGAUCCUGUUAGUAAAUCUUAUGGAGAUCCAUCAAGAAGACCAGAAAUUAAAGCUAGUACAAUAGAAUACAUUGCACCAUCGGAAUACAUGUUGAGGCCUCCACAACCAGCAAUUUAUUUAUUUUUACUGGAUAUAUCUAGUUUAGCAAUUGAAUCAGGGUAUUUGAAAUUAUUAUGCGAUAUUUUAAUUGAUGAAUUAGAUAAUUUACCUGGUGAUUCUCGUGCACAAAUUGGUUUUUUGUGUUACAAUUCAGCAAUACAUUUUUAUUCGUUAGGAGAAGGUUUAAGUCAACCACAUGAAAUGACAAUUGUUGAUAUUGAUGAUGUAUUUUUACCGAGCCCAGAUAAUUUGUUAGUUAAUUUAAAAGAACGCAAAGAAUUAGUUAAAGAUUUAUUAAAUCAAUUACCGAAUCGAUUUGUGGGAACACAUGAUAAUAAUUCUGCAUUGGGUGCUGCGUUACAAGUUGCAUUAAAAAUGAUGUCACCAACUGGUGGACGUGUGUCUGUUUUUCAAUGUACAUUGCCAACUGUGGGGCCAGGAAGUUUAACUGCACGUGAAGUACCAUCCAACAGAGCUAGUGCUGAUGUACAGCAUUUAAAUCCAGCUACAGAUUUCUAUAAACGUUUAGCACUUGAUUGUAGUGCGCAUCAAGUGGCUGUUGAUUUGUUUAUUUUAAAUUCACAAUAUAUUGAUUUAAGUACAAUCUCUGGAAUUAGUCGUUUCAGUGCUGGUUGUAUACAUCAUUGGCCAUUAUUUAAAGCUAGUCGAAUUUUACAAGCUCAACAGUUUGAAAAUUGCCUUCGGCGUUAUUUAACUAGAAAAAUUGGUUAUGAAGCUGUCAUGCGAAUACGGUGUACAAGGGGCCUUUCAAUUCAUACAUUCCACGGAAACUUUUUUGUGCGUUCAACAGACUUAUUAUCUCUACCAAAUUGCAAUCCAGAUGCUGGAUUUGGUAUGCAAGUAGCGAUUGAAGAAAGUUUAUCUGAUUUACAACAAGUUUGUUUCCAAGCAGCAUUAUUAUACACAUCUAGUAAAGGUGAAAGGCGAAUUCGUGUGCAUACCUUGUGUCUACCAAUUGCAAAUACUUUAUCGGAUGUUCUAAAUUCAGCGGAUCAACAAUGUAUUGUAGGAUUAGUUGCUAAAAUGGCCGUGGAUCGUUCAUUCCAAUCUAGCUUAUCUGAUGCUCGUGAUGCUUUUAUCAACGUUGUGGUUGACGUUUUAUCAGCAUAUAAAUUAUCAUUAAAUCAAGGAGCUGGUUCAAAUACAGGAUUACUUGCUCCAGAAAGUUUGAAAUUAUUACCACUGUAUAUUGUAGCGUUAUUGAAAUAUGUUGCAUUCCGGACAGGAACGAGUACACGACUAGACGAUCGAGUAUUUGCAAUGUGUGAAAUGAAAUCAUUGCCACUUUAUCAAUUAAUUCAAGAAAUAUAUCCAGAUUUUUAUCCAAUCCAUUGUUUAACGGAUGAAGGAGGUGUUCAAACAGAAGAGGGAAAUAUUAUACCUCAACCACCGCGAUUACAACUUAGUGCUGAGAAAUUGGAUGCUCGUGGUGCAUUCUUAAUUGAUUGCGGAAAACAUCAAAUGAUAUACGUGGGGCAUUCUGUAUCAAAUGAAUUUUUAAAUAAUACUCUAGGUUUUCCACAUUUUGCAGCUAUACCAGAUGAUAUAUACGAAUUACCAAAAAUAGGAACACCAGACAAUGAUCGAUUACAUAUGUUUAUUAGUAGUUUAAAUGAUGAGAAACCUUAUCCAGCUACAAUACAAAUAAUUAGAGACAAUAGUCCUGUUAAGAAUAUAUUUUUGGAAAAAUUAAUUGAAGAUAGAAUUGAAUCUGCACUUUCAUAUUAUGAAUUUCUUCAGCAUCUGAAGUCACAUGUUAAAUAGUUUUUUAAUAAGAUAUACUUGUAUAUGACUCUGCAUGUGCGAAUGUCCGGCGUUUUUUCAUACUUAGUAAAAUAUGGUUAGCAAUUUGGUAAAGUUAUCCAGAUCUUACGUUCAUCGGAUCAUUCAACUGUUGUAUAAUAUGUUUUUAAGCAGUUGAUAAAAAAUUAUUGUUUGUUUAUCCUUUAAAAAAAACUUUUUAGAAUGUUUUUCUU